Molecule: messenger RNA, 1027 nt
Organism: Trichoderma atroviride IMI 206040
Lineage: Eukaryota; Fungi; Ascomycota; Sordariomycetes; Hypocreales; Hypocreaceae
Source: RefSeq, a predicted model, not a curated record
CGCCCACCAUGGACAUCCGCCUCCUCACCACGGCCGACCUGCCCCUCAUCCAGCACGCCAACCUGGAGAACCUGCCGGAAAACUACUUUCUCAAGUACUACCUCUACCACGCGCUGUCGUGGCCGCAGCUGAGCUUCGUGGCGGUGGACGUCUCGCGCCCGCGCAAGGGCGCCUACGACUACCCCAAGAUUGUGGGCUACGUGCUGGCCAAGAUGGAGGAGGAGCCGACGGACGGGGUGCAGCAUGGGCAUAUUACGAGCUUGAGCGUGAUGCGGACGCAUCGGCGGCUGGGGAUUGCGGAGAAGCUGAUGAGGCAGAGUCAGCUCGCCAUGGUGGAAACCUUCCAGGCCAAAUACGUCUCGCUCCACGUCCGCGUCUCCAACGUCGCCGCACGACACCUCUACGAAGACACGCUCAAGUUCCGCAACGAAAAGACGGAGAGCAAGUACUACGCCGACGGCGAGGACGCCUUCAGCAUGCGGCUCGACCUGGACGACAGCAAGACGAACGGCUCUGGUGCUGCGACUACUGCUGAGCUGCCGAUACGCAGCGAGGGCGUGGAUGAGGGCGAGGCGGUGGGCGAGGUUGGGAGGGAUCCCGAGGUGGGGGAUAAGGAGAAGAAGGUCAAGGUUGCGGUGGGGAGGGGAUUGGGAGUUGGGGAUUUGGUGGAGAAGGAUGAGACGAAGCAUUAAAUGGGCAGUUUUCUUCUCUUUUUCUUCUUCUCUUUUUUUUUUUUUUUUUUUUUCGUUUUCUUCUCUCUAAAAGCUGGGCUGUUGUUUGUGUAUAAAAAAAGUUGGGAUGCAUUUUUACGUUUAGAGGUUCGAUUUUUUUAUACUUGUGUGGUUUAUGUUUUAUAUCUUGUACUUUUCAAGGGAAGAAUGUCUCUUUUGUUUUCAUAUGGCUUGUCGGAUGUGAGAUUUGGGGCUUCGCUAUUGUACUCUAUGUUGUUAUUCUACGGGAACAAGACAUUGGGAGGGAGAGGAAUAGAUUAGAGAAAAAAAAGGAAUUGCCUAUGAAUCAAGAACGC